CCGGGAGGAUGAAGGUGAACGAUCAAUGAAAAGAGAGUUUCAAGAUCAUCAGGACACGGGCGCUCAAUACGCUUUAAAUGUAUUUGUAGGGCAGGAGUUCGGUGAAGAGACGGUGGCUCCCGAGUUUUACAAUUGCAGUAAUUUUAUUUUUACAAUAAAAAGACGUUCCAAGAUAUCAGGAGAGGGGCGAUAGUUCUGCCUUCCCUCUGAUAUUUUCCUGGAAUAUCUGAAAGUGAACGGACGGGAGUUUUGGGAGAAAAAAGUUUUUUUUCUCUUAAGUUCGGUAGGAGCUUUGAAUUGGCAAUUGGAAAAUACCUUUGGUAGGGGAGAGGAAUGAAAAAGAAACCUUGCUUAAACAGAAAGCAAGAGGAUUCGCUGCGGAACUUGGAGCGAGUUGAAUAAUCCUCGGACAGGGGUUAAAAAAGAGGGGGAAAAAAACUCAGCGCUUUAUGUAGUGAAGAAAAUAAAAGAAGAGUUGGAAAGCGGAAUUGGCCAGGAGUUGUGCAAACAUUUCCAAAGCUGCACAAUGGCCGGAUUGUACAACCCGACCCUGAAGACGCUUGAAGAUCUGACACUGGACUCGGGCUAUGGAGCUGGGGAUUCCUGCAGGUCGCUCAGUCUCUCCUCUUCCAGGUCCAACUCGCAGGCCCUGCAGUCAGCUCACCGCGGGAACUGGUGGUACCUGUCCGGCUCCAUGAACAGUCGCAACAACAGCUGGGACACUGUCAACACGGUGCUGCCCGAAGAGCCGGAGCUCGGCGACAUCUUCUCCAAAUGCCCCCGGCUCCCGGAGCUGGAGGAGUUCCCCUGGACCGAGGAGGACGUGAGCAAGCUGCUGCGGAAAGGGCGAGCCGCCGGGGAGAGUGGCAAACUCUUGUCGCUGGAAGCCGUCAGGCGCCUGUCGCUGUUGCUCAGGAGGGCUCUCCUCCGGGUCUCCAGGGAAGCCCAGAGGCUCAGUGUGGUCCACUGCAAAUGCACCAGGUUCGAGAUCCAGAGCGCCAUCCGGCUGGUCCUGUCCUGGUCCCUGUCCGAGAGCUGUGUCUCCGCUUCAGUGAAAGCCCUGUCUCUCUACAACAUGAGUGCUGGGGACAGGCUGCGUAAAAGCAAGAGUUCCAGGUGUGGCCUUACCUUCUCAGUGGGGCGUUUCUUUAGAUGGAUGGUGGACACAAGGGUUUCAGUGCGUAUUCAUGAAUAUGCCGCAAUCUCUUUGGCUGCCUGCAUGGAGAGUCUGCUGGAGGAGAUUGGGAUCAGGGUAGCAGCAGGACAUAGUUCAGAAGAAAGAGGGGGAGCCAUGCAUGAUGGCAGGCAAGAGCUUUCGCUGGAAAUGUUGGAGCUGUGCAUCAACAAUGAUGCUGAACUCUGGGGAGUCCUGCAGCCUUAUGAACAUCUCAUCUGUGGCAAGAAUGCAAACGGUGUGCUUUCCCUGCCUGCCCACUUCAGUUUAUAUAACAACGGAUUGUCAACAAAAGAUGGACGCGCUGACGCAUACGCUCAACUGGAGCUUCGAACUCUGGAGCAGUCCCUACUGGCAACGUGUGUUGGCAGCAUUUCAGAGCUAAGUGAUCUGGUGUGUCGAGCUAUGCACCACCUGCAAUGUUCAAACACACUGUCUCCAGGAGUGAGCCCAUGUCGUCAUGGCAGACAGCAGCCCGUCACCUGGUCUCCUGAUGCCCUGCACACACUUUACUAUUUUCUGCGAUGCCCCCAGAUGGAAUCGAUGGAGAAUCCCAACCUGGAUCCCCCCCGAGUUUCCUUAAAUAAUGAGAGGCCAUUCAUGUUGCUCCCUCCACUAAUGGAGUGGAUGAGAGUAGCCAUCACACAUGCUGAGCAUCGGCGCAGUUUAACUGUCGACAGUGAUGAUGUGAGACAAACUGCUCGUUUGCUGCUACCGGGGCUGGAUUGUGAACCACGGCAAUUAAAAACUGAAGACUGCUUCAGUUCAUUUCGUAGACUGGAUGCAAAAGCUGCUACUGCCAAGUUUCAGCAAGACCUUGGAUUCCGCAUGUUAAGCUGCGGCAGAACAGACCUGGUGAAUCAGGCCAUCGAACUCUUAGGACCCGAUGGUGUUAACACCAUGGAUAACCAGGGAAUGACACCACUGAUGUAUGCCUGUGCUGCUGGAGAUGAAGCCAUGGUGCAGAUGUUAAUUGAUGCUGCUGCAAACCUGGAUCUUUCACUCCCUGGCAACACUCAGAGAUACCCUUCAGUGCACCCAGACAGCAGGGGCUGGACAGCUCUCACCUUCUCCGUUCUGCACGGACACAUCCCUGUGGUUCAGCUUCUGCUUGAUGCUGGAGCCAAUGUGGAAGGUGGACUUGUUAAUGCUGGGGAAGAUAACUGUGCAGAAACACCACUUCAGCUAGCUUCAGCAGCAGGUAACUACGAGUUGGUUAGCCUCCUGCUCAGCAGAGGUGCAGAUCCUCUACUGAGUGUACUUGACAGAAAUGGAAUGACAUCGGUGCUACAUGAGAGUAUGAAUUGCUUUAGCCAUGCAGCUGCUCAUGGACACAGAAAUGUGCUGCGCAAGUUGCUUACACCACCCCAAGCUCCAAAGACUGACGUAUUAUCUCUGGAAGAAAUAUUAGCAGAGGGAGUUGACAGUGAUACUUCAAGCAUGGGAAGUAUAAAUGAAGGACAGGUUAAACUUUGCAAAGCCAGAAUGAAGGCUUUACAAGAAGCAAUGUAUUACAGUGCUGAACAUGGUUACCUUGAUGUCACCAUGGAAUUGAGGAACCUUGGUGUACCCUGGAAACUACAUGUCUGGAUUGAAUCUCUGAGGACUUCAUACAAUCAGUGCAGAUGUCCCGUAAUGCAGUACCUGUUACGGGAAUUCACUACCAUCAGACAGGAGGAUUACAAUGAGGAGCUAAUCUAUGAGGGGCUUCCACUUAUGUUUGACAUUCUUAGGGUUAGCAAGAAUGAUGCGCUCAAUCAGCAGUUAGCUUCUAUCUUCAUAUAUUGCUAUGGUAAUGCUCCUAUUCCCAGUAUCCCUGAGUUGAAGAGAAUGCCACCUGCUCGAUUAGACCCUCACAUUUUGAAUAAUAAAGAAAUGUCGGAUUUAACUUUCUUAGUGGAAGGAAAGCCUUUUUAUGCACAUAAAGUUCUUCUAAUUACUGCCUCCAACAGAUUUAAGAUGCUGCUGGCUAAUAAGACAUCUCCAGAGAAUGAGCCGUGCAAGUGUAUAGAGAUCAGUGAGAUUAAGUAUCACAUCUUCCAGAUGAUGAUGCAGUACUUGUAUUUUGGUGAUACUGAGCCAAUAAAUAUAUCCAUUACUGAUGUACUGGAGCUGCUAUCUGCAGCAAGCCUCUUUGAGCUGGAAUCAUUACAGAGACAUUGUGAGAUCAUCUGUACCCAAAUAAUGAACCUAGAGAAUGCAGUCAUCAUUUAUUGUUAUGCAAAGAUACACAAUGCUGUCGAAUUGCUUUCCUAUACUGAGAGCUAUUUCUUGAAAAACAUGAAUGCACUUCUCGAUCAAGAAUCUUUCAAACAGCUGAUUUACGGACGCAACAGUAAACUGCAGGGACUGGAUCCCCUGCAGGGUUUGGACUUGGCAUUAGCUAACAGAAUGCGAUCACUCUACGUCAUGUCAAGGGUGUGAAAUAUUAAAUCAGCAGUAAACUGGGAACUUACGUACAGUACCAGAGACCCAAAGUAGCUUAUCUCUUUUCCCAGACAUGUUAUUCCCUCACUUUGUGAUGGUUGGUUCUUUGGUGAUUUAAAGAUCAUCAACAGCACUGAGGUAAACAUGGUAUCCUGAGUGAAUUUCAUGGCAGUUAGAUAAAGUCAAAUCAGCAGAUGGGCUAGUGAUCUACAUUUGAUAAUUCUACAUGACUAUUUCUUAUCCCUGAUAUCUCGCAGCCACAUUGGAGUAACGGCGAGGGGCUACUUGACCCGUAUUGGUUUUGUCUAAAGUGACAGGGGAGAGAGAAGAUUGGCAAUAUUGUAUCUUUGCAAAUUAGAUGAACUUUCUUGUAUAAUUUGGCUUUUUCUCAAACUCUCAGGAGGAUAAUAGAAUUGUUGCCACUACUCUUAUUACAUGAAAGAGAGUCUAACCACCUCUCUCCUUGGUAUGGUUGAAUUCCCCACUUUUAACAUCAUAAGGGUUAUCAUUGAACAGAAACCGAACUGGAUUAGCCAUUUAAAAUCUGUGGUUCAAAAGCCACUCAGAGGCUUGGAAUUCUGAGGUAGUUAACAUGAACUAAAGCUCAGGAGAAUGAUAAAAUACGCUGAACUUACCUGGAUGGAUGCAGCUCAACAUCAUCUAGGACAAAGCAGCCUACUUGACUGACAUUCCAUCAACCACCUUAAAAAAAAGCAUCAACUAUCUUUGCUACUGGUGUUCCAUUAACAAGAUGCAUUACAGUAACCCAGUAAGGUAACUUCUACCUUACAGCCCUAUUAUGAACACGGAUGACAAGAGAUGUUUGAGUAUCACUACCAGAAAGUUUCUUUGAGGAACACAACAUCACGACCUGGACAUUGCCAUGCCUUCACUAUUGCUCGGCCAAAAUCCUGAAACUCUCUUCCAAGCAGCACUGUGGAUGUACCUAUACAACAUGAACUGCAAUGAUUCAAGGAACAGCUUGCCACUACUUUCUCAAGGGCAAGUGACACACAUCCAUGGGUGGUGGGGGUGGGGAGCAAUUAAAAAUUCAACGUAAUUCUACGUACCUGUGCAGUUGACUCCAAGCACUGCAUUUGUAGGAGUCAUAAUCAAAAGACUGUAGUUAUGUCAUUAUUAUUAAUUUAGGGAACUAUUUUUUAGAAACUUUUGGAAUAUAUAUGGGCAGGUUACAGACUAGUCAAGGAAAGAUCAAAAUGCUUAAUUACAAAUAUGUAGUUCAUCCAGGUAGGACUGAAAGGUUGGGGUGUAAAGUGAUUGAAUUCCGUCAGUGCGUUCUUUUUGGAUGCAUGAAUAAUGAAUUUGUUUCUAUUUUCAGUCAACUGUUUUAUGUCAUUGUUUAUAACAGCACUACAAGAAUCUUCUUCAAACAUAUUGAUCAGUUUGAUAAAGUUGCACAGUGGAAUUUCAGUUUUAGUGCACUGAAACAUCGCACUUUUACAUUGAAUACCCAGAUUGGAUACUUCUUGCAAACAUAAGAUGUACUGUGUCAUCAAGAAAAAGGCUGUAUUACUGAAUACAGAAAAACCUGUUUCAUUUUGAUGGUAGGUAUUAAGACGUACUGAAUUGUGAGCCAGUGCAAGUCGAGUCAAAUGUGUUAAUCAUGAUAGAUCAUGGGAUCAAAGAUUUUAAUAUGUAAUUUUGACAAAGUUUAAUGUUCCACUAAUAAGUGGAAUCAUUGUUUAUUUCAAAUGUAAUGUAAAAAUAAUUCCAAUUUAAUGACUACAUGCUACCUAAUGCAUCAAAUCAGUUGCAAUUUGUCAUAAUAAUGUUUGUUGACAAGUUAGUUUCUUUCAGUCAAAAAACCAUUAGAAAUUCAGACCACAAGCAAUUGCUUAACAUCAGUGGCAUACUUGUCAGUGUUAAAUGGCAAUACCGCCCCGUGGGGUGGCACAGUGGCUGGCACUGCUGCCUCUCAGCGCCAGCAACCCAAGUUCGAUUCCACCCUUGGAUGACUGUGUGCGUUUGCACAUUCUCCCAUGUCUGCGUGGGUUUCCUCGUACGGUCCAAAGAUGUGCAGGCUGGGUGAAUGGCCAUACUAAAUUGCUUAUUGUGUUCAAGGAUGUGCAGGUUAGGUGAGUUUAUAGGGGGAUGGGUCUGGGUGGGAUGUUCUGUGUGGACUUGUUGGGCCUGUUUCCACACUGUAGGGAUUCUAUAAGAAGUGUGAUUCUAAAUUGCAGUUCUUACACAUUACACUAGUAUCAGAACAAGGCUUUGGCAUAUCCUUAACCAGAACACUUCAUAAAACCCUUGUAGUAUCUGUCUCAUUGUGAUUCAUUGAUGUCUACUCAGGGUCAUAAGUUUUCUACUCUGACAGAAGUGACUGAGCAGACUGAUUCUUGAUUUGCAGAUCUUUGGACACAUGGAUCAAUAUGACUUAAAAAGCAACGGGAUAAAUCUUGUAUUCUGAAUCCCACUGCUUUCUAACUGCAUUCUGCCUCAUUGUUUAAGAUCUGACUUAAAGUGUGAUGGACAAAUUGUCUGCUUUCCAGAGAGACCACUCUCUCUGACUCCCUUGUUCGCUCCACACUGCCCUCCAACCCCACCACACCCAGCACCUUCCCCUGCAACCGCAGGAAAUGCUACACUUGCCCCCACACCUCCUCCCUCACCCCUAUCCCAGGCCCCAAGAUGACUUUCCAUAUUAAGCAGAGGUUCACCUGCCCAUCUGCCAAUGUGGUAUACUGCAUCCACUGUACCCGGUGUGGCUUUCCUCUACAUUGGGGAAACCAAGCGGAGGCCUGGGGACCGCUUUGCAGAACACCUCUGCUCGGUUCGCAAUAAACAACUGCACCCCCCAGUCGCAAGCCAUUUCCACUCCCCCUCCCAUUCUUUAGAUGGCAUGUCCAUCAUGGGCCUCCUGCAGUGCCACUAUGCCACCCGAAGGUUGCAGGAACAGCAACUCAUAUUCCGCUUGGGAACCCUGCAGCCCAAUGGUAUCAAUGUGGACUUCACCAGCUUCAAAAUCUCCCCUUCCCCCACUGCAUCCUAAAACCAGUCCAACCUGUCUCUGCCUCCCUAACCUGUUCUUCCUCUCACCGAUCCCUUCCUCCCACUCCAAGCCACACCUCCAUCUCCUACCUACUAAUCUCAUCCCACCUCCUUGACCUGUCCGUCUUCCCUGGACUGACCUAUCCCCUCCCUACCUCUACUCUCCUCUCCACCUAUCUUCUUUUCUCUCCAUCUUCGGUCCGCCUCCCCCUCUCUCCCUAUUUAUUCCAGUUCCCUCUCUCUGAUGAAGGGUCCAGGCCCGAAACGUCAGCUUUUGUGCUCCUAAGAUGCUGCUGGGCCUGCUGUGUUCAUCCAGCCUCACAUUUCAUUAUCUUGGAUUCUCCAGCAUCUGCAGUUCCCAUUAUCACUGGACAAAUUGUUGCCAUUUUCUUCCUAGACAUUAAUGUCAAUGCUUUCAUAUUGUUUGUAUCCCACUUGAUACCUAGGUGCUUCAAGUGCCCAACUAUUUUUGCCUACUGUUUUUCACUCAGGAACCUACCAAUACAGUUGCUCCUACAAAUCUCUCCUGCUUUUGGAUGAAUUUUGGUGUGGUAAUUUAAACAACAUCAGCCAUUCCAGAAUUAGGAAAUCCAAUCCCAGCAGGGAAGAUGCUUUUCUGAAAUCUGGAUGUGGUAUCCUGUCCAUUUUAGUUGGUUUGGUCGGAGGUUGACUAGAAUAUUUGUAGAGGUAGCUUUAAGGAUUUGCUUGCCAGUUCUCCCAAUGAAUCUGUGCAAUGUGACAAAAAGCAGUGCUACUGGAAUUUCACUCACUGGAGUACACAACAGUGCACUACACCCAAGGGCUUUUGUCAACAGGCAGUGGUCUUUUCUGUCAAACAUUCACUGCUGGCUUGGGUGCACAUACGUGAUACCUACCUACAUUUCAGGUCAUAUAAUGUUUGAGAACAGGCUCUGCAUAAGUUUUAGGCUUCACAAUGUCUCCUAGAUUAGUUCACAGCUGCACACAAGAGCUGUAUACUUAGUCAAUCUGACAACAGUCUGACAUACAUGUUGAGAUGGGUAAGGUUCUUUUGGCUGUCAAAGAAGUGAAUAUACAACACCAGUUUGCAACCUGGGAUGGGUUGUGAAAUGGUCUGCCUUACUUUCACAUGGUCUUAUGUACUUCCAUCUAUAAAAUUAAAUUUGGGGACAUAACCACAGCACUACCAACAGAAUGACAUUUGUAAUUUACAGCAAGGUUUAGAAUGUUUUUCAGAUGCCCUAUUACAUUCAGUCACACAUGAUGAUGAUGUCUCCUCAUUCUUUGCCUUCACAUUAACUGAUACACGAUAUCUGUUUGGGUUAUGCACUAGCAAUGGUAAAUUUAGAACAUUAAUUGGAAACUGAGCUGCUUUUCUCCUCUUUGUAAUUUAUUCCCUCCCCUUCACUGACAGCUGAACUCAUGGAGAAGUUUCUACUUUGAAUAUACUGUGUCUGUUGCUCUGUAGCCAAAAGAAACACAACCAGCUUAAAGGUUUUCAUUGACCAGGACUUAACAUAAAUGUAUUAAAAAUCUGUUUUACAGUCACAAUUAGAUUAAACUAAUAUUGCUUAUUCAAUGCAAUUGCAUAGUGUGUGGAAUGACAGUCAUGUACAAGCACAAUUCCAAGGGCAUUGUUCAAAAGUUAGAAACUGUACAUAUAGGCAUUUCGUUCUUACCUGCCAAUUUUUUUCAGAAUAAAUUUUACACAAGCUAGAAGUCAAAGAAUGUAGUCAGGCAAUAAUAGCAAUAAUUGAUUCACUGGUUUGUGUUUCUAAUUUUUACACCAAUCCCAUAGUUCCCUGGCUUAUUAAUUACUGCUCAUCAAAAGUGAAUUACAUAGAGAAACAAACUAGCUGUUUGGUAAAAUGACUAUUUGUAAUGGACAACUUUUUAAUGAAGUAUUUCGUUACCAUCUGAAAUAUUCAGUAGUUUGUAUAUAUUAUGUAUAAAAAGCAUUUGUAGAAUAACAAGGCGGUUUUUUUUAUUGUAUUCUCAGUUUUUUACUCUUUGUUGUCAAGUUAAUGUUUUGAAGGGUGUAUGAGGAGACUGAUAGAAUUAAGCUGAGGCUCUUCUUAAAACCUUAACUUGAAUUCUUAGUCAGACUUCACGCACAACUGUAUCUCCUUGAAAAGGAUAUGGUUUCUAUAUCAUAAAUGGCAAUCAUGCAAAUAGAGAUGGACUCAUAACUGACUCAAAGUGUAAGGGAAAUAAUUAAAUACAAACCAGAGUGCCACAUAUUGCACAAAAGUGUGUACAAUUCAAAUUUUGUUUGUUUCUUUCAUCAUUUAAAAAUUUCUGUGCAGUGAUUACAAACUUUAAAACUAAAACAAAAUACUGCAGAUGAUGAAAGUCCGAAAGUAAUAAUGUAUGAGAAAAGUUUGGUAGUUUUGCCAUUCGUGAAGAGAGAAAGAGAGUUAAAGUUUCAAGUCAAAUAUGAUUUCACUUCUAUUUCAGGGUGACUUUCCUACUUUACCACUCAAUGUCAGUACUUAUGAAACUUGAGAUCCUAAAUGUUUUGCUAAUCACAGUCUCGCUAUCUCCUGCCAAAAAAACGGUGUACGUGUAGCCCCAGAUCCUUCUGUCGCUGCACACCCUGUUGAAGUGUGCUAUUUUGUCCACAUCCACACCACCCCCCCCCCCC
Stegostoma tigrinum is the source of this 9236-nucleotide messenger RNA. Its product is annotated as ankyrin repeat and BTB/POZ domain-containing protein 2. The coding region runs from base 527 to 3598 and encodes 1023 amino acids. Gene Ontology annotation, molecular function: protein heterodimerization activity. Lineage: Eukaryota; Metazoa; Chordata; Chondrichthyes; Orectolobiformes; Stegostomatidae. The record is from RefSeq and is a predicted model, not a curated record. The transcript is spliced from 18 exons.